AUGACCGACACCGCUGCCCCUCAGGCUGCGGCUGCGGACGGCCCUCUUCCGGCCACCGCAAACGGGCACUCGUCGUCAACCCCUAGCUCGAACAAUGCCGAGGCCGCCCGCUACUCGUACGCCCGCGCCAUCCUAGGCGACGCCUGCUUUGACAAGGUCGCAUCGGCCCGCCUCCUCGUCGUCGGCGCGGGCGGCAUCGGCUGCGAGCUCCUCAAGAACCUCGUCCUCGUCGGCUUCGGCAACAUCGAAAUCGUCGACCUCGACACCAUCGACCUCUCCAACCUCAACCGCCAGUUCCUCUUCCAGAAGCAGCACAUCAAGAAGCCCAAAUCCAUCGUCGCAAGGCAGACGGCCAACUCCUUCAACCCGCUCGUAGACAUCCACGCUCACCACGCAAACAUAAAGGAGCCCCGAUUCGGCGUCGCCUACUUCCAGCGCUUCGACAUCGUACUCAACGCACUCGACAACCUCGACGCGCGCCGCUGGGUCAACCGCAUGUGCAUCGCCGCAAACGUGCCCCUCGUCGAGAGCGGCACCACCGGCUUCCUCGGUCAGGUGCAGCCCAUCCAAAAGGACGUCACCGAGUGCUACGACUGCACCGCAAAGCCCGUGCCCAAGACCUUCCCCGUAUGCACCAUCCGCUCCACGCCCUCGACGCCCAUCCACUGCAUCGUGUGGGCAAAGAGCUGGCUCUUUACCCAGCUGUUUGGCGCAGAUGACGAGACCGAGGACGACCAGGAGCUCGACAAGGCCCGCCGCGAGCAGCUGCACCGCGCGGCGCGGCGCGUCUUUGACAAGGUCUACAAGGGCGACAUCCUGCGCCUGCUCGGCAUGGACGAGAUGUGGAAGCACCGCCCCGUCAAGCCCGUCCCGCUCGACUACGACGCCGCCAGCAAGCCCGUCGAGGGCCAGCCAGACGGGGACGCGGCCGCCGACGAGGGCCAGAAAAGGGCCGCUGCCGAGAAACAGACCAGCCUCAAGGACCAGCGGCAGCUCAGCCUGCGCGAGAAUGUCGAGAUGUUUGCGUCGAGCCUCGCAUCGCUGGCGAUCCGUGCGGCCGCCAACCCGUCGGACCCGCUCUCGUUUGACAAGGACGACGACGACGCGCUCGACUUUGUCACGGCCGCGUCCAACCUGCGCUCGCACGUCUACUCGAUCGAGCAAAAGACGCGCUUCCAGGUCAAGGAGAUGGCCGGCAACAUUAUCCCGGCUAUCGCAUCGACCAACGCCAUCAUCGCGGGCGUGCUCGUCCUCCAGGCGCUCCACGUGCUGCGGGCGCGCUGGCAACGCGAAAGCGGGGGCGUGGCUGUGGGCGGCAGCGCGGCAGGCGAGGGCUCGACGCCGGCACCGGGAGUGGGAGCGGCCAAGUACGUCAGCCUGGCGCGCACGACGCAGCGGAUGCUGACGAGCAUCGCGCCGGCACCACCGAACCCAGAGUGCGGCGUGUGCCGCGACGUCUACGUGCCGCUGCGCCUCGACGCGAGCAGCGUGACGCUGGGCCAGGUGCUCGACGGCUUUGUGCGCCGUCCGCGCGCCCAGGGCGGUCUGGGGAUGGCCGACGGUGACGGCGACGACGGCGACGGCGAGUCCGCCUUGGGCCUCGAGACGUACGAGUCGGCGCGGCUGCUGAGCGAUCCGGACUUUGACGACAACCUCGGCGCGACGCUCGAGUCGCUCGGCGUGGGUGCCGGCAAGAUGCUGACGGUGACCGACGAGGAGGGCGUGUGGCAGGCCGUCAACCUCGUCAUUGUGCCGCUGCGCGAGGGCGAGACGGGCCUGGUCGUCCCGCAGCCGGGCGAGGUGCCAGAGCUCAAGAAGAAGGUGCACCCGCCCCCUACCGCUGCUGCUGUCAAGGAGGACGAGGAGCAAACACGUGUCGAGGACGGCGAGGAUGAUGAUGUCGUCGAGGUCCUCGACGUCCCUCUCACGACGACGACGACGGCGAGGCGAAAGAGGGGUCUGGAAGAGGUCGAGGCCGAUUCGUCCACGCCGGACGUCGACGACGCGACGAAGCGCAAGCGGGCCGACGGGGAUGGAGCACGAUCCACCGCCGCCGACGGCGAUGUCGUCACUGGCGGUAGCAGCAAAAAGGUCAAGGUCGAUGCGGGGGAUGCGGACGUGGUCAAGGGGAGCACCGAGGCCGAGGCGAUUGAACUCGAUUAG
Messenger RNA from Pseudozyma flocculosa PF-1, 2163 nucleotides. RefSeq lists its product as uncharacterized. The record is from RefSeq and is a predicted model, not a curated record. NCBI's taxonomy places the organism in Eukaryota, Fungi, Basidiomycota, Ustilaginomycetes, Ustilaginales, Ustilaginaceae. The transcript is spliced from 3 exons. Gene Ontology annotation, cellular component: cytoplasm; SUMO activating enzyme complex. The coding region runs from base 1 to 2163 and encodes 720 amino acids. Gene Ontology annotation, biological process: protein sumoylation. Gene Ontology annotation, molecular function: SUMO activating enzyme activity.